Messenger RNA from Clarias gariepinus (North African catfish), 5024 nucleotides. It is a transcript of the gene samd12, whose product is annotated as sterile alpha motif domain containing 12. The transcript has 5 exons. Gene Ontology annotation, molecular function: protein binding. Gene Ontology annotation, biological process: cell surface receptor protein tyrosine kinase signaling pathway. Bases 17 to 571 code for a protein of 184 amino acids. Gene Ontology annotation, cellular component: cytoplasmic side of plasma membrane. The record is from RefSeq and is a predicted model, not a curated record. Lineage: Eukaryota; Metazoa; Chordata; Actinopteri; Siluriformes; Clariidae.
CAGCAUUGUAUAAGGCAUGAUGCUCGGCCAGUCUCCAUAUCUCGUUAGGGGAAUUCUCUGGAUUCAGAACCCCAUGCAAGCUGUCCACUGCAACCUGAGUCAGAAUGGGAUCGAUCACCAGGUGUGUAUGGCGGAUACGAGCUCACACGUGGAAGACGAGGCUGUGGAUCAGGGCCCAGGAUUGAACGAUGGCGGCUCGGGAUUUCAGCAGCACAGUCCAGGAUUCCAGCACUGCGCUCCACCACAACGCUCCAUCUCCGAAUCUGAACUCUCCAAGUCAGGGACGGUGAAACUGUCCAAACCGGUGGCGUUGUGGACUCAGCAGGAUGUGUGUAAGUGGCUGAAGAAGCACUGCCCGAACCAGCACCAAGUCUACAGUGAUGCCUUCAAACAGCAUGAUAUUACAGGCCGAGCUUUGAUGAGGCUGACAGACAGGAAGCUGGAGAGGAUGGGGAUCAUGCAGGAGAGCCAGAGACAGUUUAUCCUGCAACAGGUCCUGCAGCUCCGUGUCAGAGAGGAAGUCCGCACCCUACAGCUUCUCACACAAGCAUCUUUGGAGAGCUCUCCAUAACCGGAGCGGUCCCAGAGACGCAACCAGCCGCGACGUGACCCUCCAAACGUCUUCUCAAAUGUCGGCACACGCCAGCGUUCCAGCCCAACCCAAGUCGCCCAUACAACCUCCCCAACCCAUGCCCUAUAAAUACCAGCCCUAAAGACGAUGGCAACUUCUUCUACUACUACUACUACUACUACUUCUUCACUGUCGUCUUCUUCCUAUGCCAAGUAGACCUCUCUGAACUGGACUACAGAUAUUCUUCCACAGUUGGCAUUGAGAGACUAAUUGGCCAAUUAGCCUGCUUGCUGUAUGUCAUCGUACCAAGUGUAGCACUUUACCUUUCCUGUAGAGAGUCUGUUUAAGCUUUCCUCUUCAGACUAGCAUAACUUUCAGUCGCUGCAGUAGGGCUACAGGUCACCUUUUUUCUACUUUAUUCUUUGUAUCUCUGAUUUUUGCCUCUCUACUGUAUAGAAGGACAGCGUAGAGACAUUUUGCACAUCUGUAGAUUACUGUAUCUGUGCCUCAUGUUUCUUCCUCUGGCUCUGUUGUCUCUUACCGUAUAACGUGGGCUUGUCCCAUCUCUCAUGUGUUUUUUUUUUUCUUCCCCCGUGUUCGACUUCCCUUGGCUUUCCUGGACUGCAAACUCUUUCCAGUCAUCCUUUCCUUAACCUGAACUACACUGUGACUCUGACCAGCUGUCUUAAACGUGGCAAACGCCACCUCAUCAUCUCUCCUACACUCUCACACCCUUAGAAAGAACGCAGCCUCCAUGCUUUCCAGGAUUUAAAAAUAUAUCUAUAUAUAAAUUCAGAUACGAAUAAGAAGUAAGAUCAGUCAUUGCGAGUCAGGUGAAACAUUUUUAUUUACAUUUAUUACAACACACGGCGUCUGUUCGGUGUCUGAUCUGAGAGCAACGAAAAAGUAAGAACUUAGAGAUGAAUUUUUGUACCUUGUUGGGGGAGAAAACGGACAGUUUUUUUUUUCCGUGAAAAUAAUAGAUGGAUGAUUUCCUUUUCUGAAGAUUGGCUUCUCUUCUCUAGCUCGUCAUGCCCCUGGAGGGACCAAAAAAAUACAGAAAAAUAAAAAUGAAGAAAUCUAGCUAUGAAACAGCACCAUUAAAGCGUUACAGGAGUAUAACAAAGCAAGGAGGUCUGUGUCGGAGAAAAUGGGUGUGUGUGUGAAGUCUGUCAAAUGGAAGUCGAAUCAAUGAGUUUUGUUAUUCGCUCUUUGCAGAGGUUGCCUGAGGAAUCGUCGUGGCGUAUUAUGGCCGUACACUGUUACUUUUAUUACUACGAAGCACACAGAACCGCUCGACCUUGCUCGGUCAUCGUUAUUUAUCCUAAACGUUCUGUCAUCAGAAAAGUCCAUUUAAUACAGUAUAUCGCCUGAAAAACAAACAAACAUCCUUUUAUAACUAUAGCAUAACAGACGUGACUAGCCUUCCAGAUGUUGUGUGUUGGAGUCGGUGUACCAGGUCAGUCCUAGGUCAGUAAAAUUAAAGGCUAUACUGUGUAAAGUUGAUUCAUGACCUGAAAUUGGAAAGUUGUAGCAAAUCGAAUGGUAUCGAUUAGUCUGUAUGUAUUAGAACAGUCCCGGUGUCGAGAUAGGAAAAAGCUUGUUUCGGCUAAACCGCUCGCCUCCAUUUCAUGGCUGGAUGAAGGCACUAUCCGGUACACGGGGGAACACUUUUAGAAAUGGCUUUUUGUGAUCAUUGAAAUGUUGUGUAGUAAUAGAAUAGUGAGUGAGGCAUAUAAUUAAUCUUUCAUCUCCUAGACUAUCUUAGGCCGUCUAGUGUCCGUGUUCGAGUAUGCUCCAUGAGAGUCGCAUGGUUCGUGAAGUAUCAAAGGGAAAUAGACGGGUAAUUUUUAUUUACAUAUCGUUCGACAUGAGCGCUGAGAACUGAGUGUAAUAUGCUAUAAGGCAUCUAUUUAAACUUAUGCUUCCUUCCAUAUGAAAUCGUCCAGUUUCACCGGCUGUACACCACUAGUCGGUCAAAAGAUGUCUCUGCGUUUUCAUUUUCCUGAAGCACUUUUAGCCAUUUUCUGGUAGGGAAAAAAAUAUAUAUGCUACUGGUCCUUGAUAACAGAAAGAGAGUGCUCAUGGAGGAAGAACCAUUUGAGAAAAUGAUUUGAUGACCUCUGGAAAAUUUGACAGCUAAUGUACCAUGAUAUUAGAAAAAUGUCAAAAUAGGAACGGAAAGAUGGAGGGAAAAGGUCGUCUGUGGCAAACUUUUGAAACGUUCGAGGAAGAGGAACCUGCACAGGAAUCUGAAACGUUCCUAUUGAAGAUGUACAAGGCAGCUUCGUUACCUUACACCUUAGGAUAGCUAAGGAUAGCGCUUGAGCUAAUUAAUAACUGGUGCAACAUACAGUACCUCUGAACACUCCAGUCUGUGUACAUCAAUGUUCUUUGGUUUAGACUAGAGCUAAAACCCUAAUUCAUUCUAACGUAACAAGUCUCACAUAUCUCUGUGCACUUAUUUUGGGAUUGCUGAUCAUGAAGCAUCUCAGCAUAGAAGUGCUAAUCCAAGAUGUCAUGCUUCCAAGUCAUCUCUCCUCUUUUAGUGACAUAAAAACUCUCUAAUAAAAUUGAUGAUCGUGUGGAAACGGAGUACUGAUGGACACGAGUAGAAAUGUUGUUUCCCUUCAGAUCAGGCGUGUACAGUACAACUUACAUUUAUAUACACUGAUCAGCCAUAACAUUAAACACAACAAUAAGGUUAAAUAAAAAACAUUGAUCAUUAAUUAUAUACCAGUAAUUAUUUAUUUAUAAACCAGUUAUAUAAUGCAUUUUAAAAACAAUAUAUACCAGAACAAUGGUAUCCCGAAACUCAUCUAUGCCUGUGGGGGGAGGAAAGGACAGCCCAUCCAGUCUGAACUAAAAAAAAAAAAGCACAGAUUGUAGCACAUAUUGCUGAAAAAAGGAAAAAAGUCAAUGCUUGCUAUGAAAGAAAGUCACCAGAACACUCAGGGUAUCACUGCUUGCUGUAUAGGCUUAGCAGGCAAAAAGUUCAAGGUUGUUGACCUGGCCUCAAAAUUCCCCAGAACUCAAUCCAAUAGUCCAAUCCACGAUCAGCGUAUUUACAGUAUUUGUAUGAAGUUCUAUUUUUAGAAAGGUUAACAGCGGUACCUCGGCAUACAAGGAGGGGAGUUCUUACAGAGAAACACAUUUUCCCAUAGGAAAUAAUGUAAAUACAGAAAAUCCGUUCCAGCCACCUGAAAAUAUUACCAAUGUUACUGUUUUCCAACACUAUAAUCAUAUCUUUGCAUAAACAGUCAAAACAUUUAGAAAAGACAUAAUAAAGUAAAAUAUAUAAUUUAAGACACCAAACGUCACUUAAUCUUAAUUUAUGAUUCCUGUUGGCACCGGCUGUUUUACAAACCAAACUGUAAGCGGCUCACUUUUUCUUCUUGCUACCGUCCUUUCAACCCAUAGUGCUACUGUACGUCAUCACUAAAUCUUGCACAAAAUGAAAAAAAAUAAAAAUAAAUGCUCUGUAUGCCAAGGCAAAUUUCUUGCAAAAUUUUAGUUCUUAAGGCAAAAAUUUGUAUGCCGAGGUACCACUUUAUAUAAGAAACUCCUUUUAAAUGGGCAGUUAACUUUUAAUUCUGAAAUCUAUUUUUAAAAAUCUGUGAAAAUUGCUCAUUUUUGGACGUUUCUUUAGCCUUGUAGCUAAUUGCAGUGUUUCAAUGAGCCGUCCUGAGCAUCUUAAUUAGCACAGGAUUGACUACAGAAACCAUUCUGGUUCAUGUUCUACUACAUGUUUUUUUUCCCCCUACAUUGAUCCGUUCAACUAUUCAAUUCAGUCCAUGGAAAUACCUUCCCACUCUGCCAGUUAAAGCCUCUGGUCCAGAUGGCUGACAUUUUAGCUUCCCUGGCUCACAAUCCAGCUGAAACAGCACUCCCACCUGCAUUUGUGCCUUCCUGCUUUUCUGUACCUUUUUUGCAUGAUCAUGUACAGUAUGCGCAUGCCAUGUCCGCACAAUCUCAGCUAAUGAGAUAAGUCACUUAAUGAACUCUGUUAAUGAAAUGAGUUGCUCUCGUACUCGACCGAUCGAAAAAGCAUUACAUUAAAGGCAGCGGAUAAUUUUGUCUCACAAAUGGAAGUCUCAUAGGAGCAAAAAUGCAAACCAUCUGGGGACCUGGUUUGAGAAACACUGGAUUAUGGUAAUACAUUCUCUCUCUCUCUCUCUCUCUCUCUCUGUUAUGAAUUUCCAUGCAUAAGACUGUGCACAUGGCUGAAAACAGCGGUUUGAUUUCUACCAUUUUGUAGCAUGCCACCUUAUUCUUUUCUGAUCUUCUGUAUGAAACGGGCAUAAUGCAGACCAAACCCUUUAGAACCCUGCCUUUUCCCUCCAUUUCCAUAUAGUGUGCCUAAUGAGGUAUAAAAAUAUUAAAAACCUAAUAAAUGCAUUAAUAGGUAACAAGCAUCAGUCUACAUGUGUCUUUAAUAUUGUGUGCUUAUGUU